This is a messenger RNA of Thalassophryne amazonica, 1476 nucleotides long. RefSeq names its product collagen and calcium binding EGF domains 1 (gene ccbe1). The coding region runs from base 261 to 1469 and encodes 402 amino acids. The transcript has 11 exons. The record is from RefSeq and is a predicted model, not a curated record. Lineage: Eukaryota; Metazoa; Chordata; Actinopteri; Batrachoidiformes; Batrachoididae. Gene Ontology annotation, molecular function: calcium ion binding.
CCACCACUCACCCCCCAUCUUCCUGGUUACGCCCCUGCUUUGGUUUUCUUGACAGAAUUGCAGAAAGGGAGCUGAUGAUUUGCAGACAGAGGAGAGGAAGGCAAGUGUGGUGCACUGCUGACAGUGCAAAGGAAUUUAUUUCACAUCGACAGCAGCACCCGGUAAGCUGGAGCCACAGCACCGUACACGGUGAAGUUCAACGCCACUGCUGGAGCCAGUCAUCCAUCCCACAUCUGGAGCCCUGACGGCAGCCUGCACCCAUGAUCCUCAAACACCACAGGAGUCCUCUUCUGCUCACUGUGACCUGCAUGUGUUUCUCAGGAGGCUGGCUGUGGUCCUACAGAGAAGAUCAGGAUGUUAACGGGAGCGAAGAAUGCUCUGAAAAUAAGAUUUCCACAACCAAAUACCUCUGCAUGAAAUCGACUGGAGAAGUGACAACGUGCUACAGAAAGAAAUGCUGCAAGGGUUUUAAGUUUGUGCUGGGCCAGUGCAUUCCUGAAGAUUAUGACGUAUGUGCUGGCGCCCCCUGUGAGCAACAGUGUACAGAUCAUUUUGGUCGGGUGGUGUGCACCUGUUACCCUGGUUACCGAUAUGAUCGUGAGCGCCACAGGAACCGAGAAAAGCCCUACUGUCUAGACAUUGACGAAUGUGCAGACAAAAAUGCAAGCGUUUGCUCUCAGAUCUGCAUCAAUUCUGCAGGGAGCUACAGGUGUGAGUGUGAGAAAGGAUAUUUCCUGGAAAAGGAUGGCAAAACAUGCACCAUGGGGGAGAGAGCAGUUCACCUCUUUGAGACAGCCGACAAUGUCAUGAAUGUUGGAACGUGUUCAGCCACCUGUGACGACUUUUACCAGAUCAAGGCGUCCAUCUUACAGCUGAAACAGAAGAUGGCCCUGCUGUCCAACAGCGCUGAUGUAGCUGAGCAGAAAACCAAUGAGAAAAUCUUGACGUCACCUGUGUUCGUACCGGGUCCUCCAGGCCUUCCUGGCCCUCCAGGAGAUCCAGGACCAGCAGGCCCUCCAGGACACGCGGGACUUUUGGGACUGCCUGGCCCUCCUGGACCCAGAGGUUUGAUGGGACCCAUUGGACCCACACCUGACUUGUCCCACAUCAAACGUGGCCCUCGAGGACCCAUGGGCUCUCCUGGAGCUCCGGGAAAAGAUGGCUUGAAGGGAGAGAGAGGAGCUCCUGGGCUGGCCGGACCACCAGGCCAUCCCGGCUCCUUUGAUUUCCUGCUUCUUCUGAUGGCAGACAUACGUAAUGACAUCGCUGACCUGCAAAGUAAGGUGUAUGGUAGACCGCUUCACUCUCCGGGUGAGGACAUUUCUGUGGUCCCCGACAACUGGAGAGACAGCCAGGACAUUUUGGACAUGGGCUCAGGUGAGGACUACAAAGAACGUCAAACUCGAACAGGGAGGAACCGAAAGAAGAAACCAGCAAAAUUCAGAAACGUUUCUGAUUGGAAAGUGUGAGAGUUGA